CGAUGGCUCUUGAGCUGAGGAGCGAACAGCGCAGGAGGAGAGGAGACGAGAAGAUGAGAGAAAUACCCCUACCUCUUUAUAAACUUUCACUUCCUAAGAAGGGACAAUAGUUCGGUAACGACCCGCAGCCUAUAUCCGAUAUGGGCACAGAGGGCACAGAAAGCAAUGUCAUGCUGGAGCUCGCUGCCGAAGCCUUCCAAGCUAAAAACUUUGAGCUCGCCGCUGAAAUAUACGAAUGUCAACUGCAAGAUUUCAGCGACCUUGGCACUCAACACGAGCUUCUGGUGAAGCGGGCAGAAGCUCUGGCUUUUGGUGGCAAGCUGAGCGAAGCUUUCGAAGUCUACAAGAGAGCUUCCAAAAUCAACAGGCUACGACCUACGCAGCUGGAGAACCUUAUGGAAUGUCUUGCAAACAAGAUCCGGAGCAAAGAGGGGCUCGCCGGUCAGAAGCACCCCGAAGAAGGGCACAGAUGCGGCAGAAAUGAUGCUUUCACUUGCAGGAUGUGUGUGGGAUUUCUGUACGAGCCGGUUACCUUGCCUUGUGGACAUUGUUUUUGCAAAAAGUGCCUGGACAGAGAAAAAAGGCCAAUUUCCUGCAGAGAGUGCAAGGACAGCUCCAAACUCACUGACCUGCCGAAUUACAGAGUUAAUGUAGUUCUUAGUAACUUGUUGGCAAAGUGGUUUCCUUCUCAACUGCACGCAGUUCAGCUGAGACAUGAGGGGAAUGCGCUGUACGCAGAGAAUAAAUUGGAAGCUGCUUUAGAAAAAUACAAUGAGGCAAUAAUUAUAGCUCCGAGGGACCACUUGCUGUUCAGCAACCGUUCACUGAUUAACUCCAGUCUGAAAAAAACUGAAGAUGCUCUUGCUGAUGCAGAGAUGGCAUGCAGACUAAAACCUUUUUGGCUGAAGGGACAUUUGAGGAAGGCACAAGCUCUUACUGCACUGAAGAAAACAGAAGAAGCUUUAACAGAAUACCUGCUCUGUAUUAGUUUAGAACCAGAAAGCAAACUGGCAAAAUUGGAAGCUCACAAGCUGCUGAGCGACAUCUUCGCUCCAAUUCUUGAUCAUGUCCAGGAGAGAAUACCCGACUGCACGGGUCUACUGUCCUCGAGGACCAGGAUAAAGGGACGCUUAAUGAGCACCUUGAGCUCAAACUGCAACACCAGCUCUCUGGGGCUCUAUAAGGAGGGCAGUGUAAAUAAUGACAGCUUAACCUCUCAAGAAAAGUCAAUGAUACCGCUGGCUCCUAGUGCUAUGAAAGAGACUGACUUCACAGGAGUCAAGUCUGCAUGCUGUGCAGACAAAUGUGAAGAUGAGGACUUUUGCGGUGUCUGUCACCCCACUGUAAUCGACAGAAACCACCUUGUCAAACGUAAACACAGCUCAGAAGAGGAGGCCAAGGGGGGAAGCAAUGGGGGACCGUGCAAGCGCUUGAAAUUGGAAGUAGCGCUGAAACAGGAGACAACUUCCUGGUCUGCAGUGGUGAGUGACCUCAUCGAUGCAGCUGACCUGGAGUGCUCACUGUGUAUGAGGCUUUUCUAUGAGCCUGUCACCACUCUCUGCGGCCACACCUUCUGCCUGAAAUGCCUUGAGAGAUGCUUGGACCAUAACGCCAAGUGCCCCCUCUGCAAAGAGGACCUCUCAGAGUUUUUGGCCCAGAGACGAUUUAGCAAGACCGUUCUGAUGGAACACCUCAUUGCCAAGUAUCUUCCAGAAGAACUAGCAGAGAGACGGAUUGUCAACGAAGAGGAAAUGGCCGAGCUAUCCAAUCUGAACAAGAAUGUGCCUAUAUUUGUGUGCACAAUGGCCUUUCCCACGGUUCCUUGCCCCCUGCAUAUCUUUGAGCCCUGCUACCGGCUCAUGGUGCGCAGGUGCAUGGAGACGGGGACCAAGCAGUUUGGCAUGUGCCUCAGCGAUUCCGUCAAAGGGUUUGCUGAUUAUGGCUGCAUUUUGGAGAUCAGGAACGUGGAGUUCUUUGCCGACGGGCGCUCCGUUGUGGACACCAUUGGAAAAAGGAGAUUUAAAGUCAUCCAGCACAGUCAGCGAGAUGGAUACAACACUGCGGAUAUAGAAUACCUGGAAGAUGAGAAAGUGGAGGGAACAGAGGAGGCAGAACUGAGAACACUCCAUGACGCUGUGUAUGAUCAGGCUGUGACCUGGGUGAACUCCCUCAAGGCUGAACAGAAGGAGCGUAUUGUGGGUCACUUUGGACCCAUGCCAGAGAAGGAUGCAGAGCCACAGAUCAGUCCCAACGGGCCGUCGUGGUGCUGGUGGCUCCUGGCGGUCAUGCCCCUGGAGGGCCGUGCCCAGCUGCCCUUCCUUGCCCUCACCUCCCUCAGGGAUCGGCUGACGGGCAUUCGCAGAGUGCUCCUCUUCAUGUCUCGCAACCGCUCACGGUGACACCCCCCCCUUCCUCCUGUCCAUCCUCGUCUUGUGUGUACAUGUUGGCUACCGUUUUCGCAUGACCAAAUUCUGUAUAGCCUUUUGUACAUAACUACCACUGCUAGGUAGGUUAUACUGUAAUGUUAAGUAUAACUGAACAGAACUAUAUGCCCCUGGGGUUAAUACUUAUUGCAGAGGUUAUGCUUUG
Megalops cyprinoides (Indo-Pacific tarpon) is the source of this 2589-nucleotide messenger RNA. Its product is annotated as LON peptidase N-terminal domain and RING finger protein 3-like. Lineage: Eukaryota; Metazoa; Chordata; Actinopteri; Elopiformes; Megalopidae. The record is from RefSeq and is a predicted model, not a curated record. Gene Ontology annotation, molecular function: protein binding. The transcript is spliced from 12 exons. The coding region runs from base 141 to 2399 and encodes 752 amino acids.